Messenger RNA from Coniophora puteana RWD-64-598 SS2, 818 nucleotides. RefSeq lists its product as uncharacterized. Lineage: Eukaryota; Fungi; Basidiomycota; Agaricomycetes; Boletales; Coniophoraceae. The transcript has 3 exons. The record is from RefSeq and is a predicted model, not a curated record. The coding region runs from base 148 to 675 and encodes 175 amino acids.
UAAACUAGCACAUCGCGAUUGAUGACGCAUAUAAUCAAGUCUUCAAUUCGAAUCUCGUUGAUCUCCACUGGCCGGAUCCGCAGCGCCCGUGGGUGUACAGUCAUUUCCACCUCAGUGCACGAGCUUUCACGGCGUCCUUUUACCAUCAUGUCUACCCCAGUAGAUCACGCAACUUGGCUGCAAUCGCACCUGACAACACUUUGUGAAUCUGAAAGUGAAGACAGCUUUCACGGCUCCUUCGACUCAGUGUUCGCGCCGGGGUGUCAAGUCAUCGUCAACCAUACGCCCGCGUCAAUUGACGAAUUCAAAGAUCAGCUUCGCACAAACCUAGGAGCCAGCGUAUCUGCGAAAACAUCCUGGGAGAACGUUAUAACUGCAUCGCCCAGAUCUCCGAGCGAGGAUAACCAGGAAUCGUCACAAGGCGUUACAAGUGAUCAGGCUAGUAUUGUGGCCGCUUUUGUCACAAUAACGCGCUCGAUGAAGUUUAGAAUCCGUGCUGCGCCAGCGCAGCGACAAUCUCUUGUCCAUCUUAGUGCCAAGAUCGAAGGAAAUGGCACAGAGGAAGCAGACGGUCGUCGCAUCACAAGCCUACUAUGGACCUCCGUCGAGAGGACACCACCCAUUCACUUUCCUACACCGCACGCCGUAGCAGCUCAAACUGGUAGCCAGGAGUGAAGAAAUGCACUUGUACGCGUCGACAGAGCAAGUGCGCGGACAGAUACAAUCUCGUAUGUACAAUAGUUGUUAGAUUUUGGAGGAUCCAGAUAUAGUUAUAACCAAGCAAAGUGAGAAGGAUAUAGAUUUUAAUUGAUCGAUCG